This is a messenger RNA of Geodia barretti, 3695 nucleotides long. The record is from the annotation of a GenBank genome assembly. NCBI's taxonomy places the organism in Eukaryota, Metazoa, Porifera, Demospongiae, Tetractinellida, Geodiidae.
CAGCGAUUUCGUUUAAUAAGAACACACUAUCUGUUGUCCUCAUUCUUCCCUCCACCGCUCCACCAAGAGUAUACUGAGGCUGAAGCAGCAGCCCAGGCUCCACCCACAGCUCCAGUCACUCUACCUGUGGCCUCAGAAACAAUUCUCUGUGUCUGUUGUACAACAACCUCACCAGAGGGAACGCUCAAACCAUAGUCACUCAUUCGAGCCACCAGCCUCCUACGAACGUCACCCAGGGAGAUAUCUCCCUCGCAGGGAUGACGGGGGUCUACCCUCAUUAUCCCGCCUCUCUCCCGUUUCUGCCAGGCUUCAAAGACUUCUCCAUUCUGCCACACUGCGGCAAAAUGGCGCCCAAAUUCCUCCAUUGAAAUAGAGUCACCGUUUUCACCAGUGGCCAACAGAGAGAGGAGAUAAAUCUUGAACUGUGCUUUUACCCAUUCGCUGCUCCCGGGGAAAGUCGUGGGUUCGUCUGGUCCAGAGAGUUCACCGACAGUUUCAGCUACCAGGCUGCAAAAUCUGAGGUCUGCAGAAGUGAGGUGUAAUUGAGAUCUCGUGUGGGGAUCUUGGAAAUGCACGGAGCCUUGGUCGACGUCGACAAACACGUCACACAGACGUUUCUGCUGCUUUUCAAACAGGGGGUUGACCACACCAGCCAGUCUGAGAGAGGUCGAAGGGUCAGUGAGUGACUCCAGCUGUUGAAGACAAACAUACGGUGGAAACGAGGACGGAGUUUCAAACACAGUUAGAGGGAGCCCGUGCCUGUCUGGAAGUAGUUCUGGGUCACAGUGUAGCUCAAGAGAGAGUGGGAAAAGGGCCGCGAUGGACAAAACGAAACUGCCGACUUUUUCCGCAGGGGAACCAAAAACGACCACUCUCUUUUGGAGUAGCAGAGCUUUGACGACCUGGAGGAGGCGAUGUUGCAAGAGAAGUACUAGUUUUCUCUGUGAGAGACCGAGGUGGAGUGCACGGAGGGAAGACCCCAUCGAUACCUGCGCGUUCAUACUGUCGUAGGCCUCGUGGAGAAUCGAAACAUCAGAAAAGUCCUUCACGUUGAAGUAGGCGUGGGUGAUGAGUUCCAGCUUUGACUGGAGGAAGUUGUAGGCCGGGUAGCGAGAGAGGAUGCAUACACUCUUCUGCACGGUUGACCUCGUGACCUCUUGCUCCACCGCGUGGAGUUGCUGGGUGGGGAUCUGGCGGCAGCAGGCCACUCCGUGCACACAGCCAGUGGGAGAUGAGGCACUAGGGAGCGUGAAGUACACAGAGUCCUUCUCAUAGUUGUGUGAGCCGUCUGGAAGGGCCAGGUGGGGUAGGUGGCGCCACUCCGCUGGAAGACUGGAGGUUAGACUCUGGAUCACGUGAUCAGGUUCCUGUUCUUGCUGCCGUAACGGUGGAUAGACGAAUUCGACGGUGGAGCCUUUCUGGUGAUGAAAGCCUACAACUAGGAUGUGUAAUAUCCCGGCUUCAGAGUCCUUCUCCUGGCUCCCGGAUGCCAUUUUCCUCCGCGUCGCGCGAGCUAAACCACGCCUUCUCGAGACGCACGCAUGCGCACAAGUCCAAAAAUGUCGGCAACUACGUCGUCGCAGCGCUCCUCUCUUUCUGGGCGUCGACGUGGGCACGGGGAGCGCAAGAGCAGCUCUGUUCACGGAGGAAGGUGCGAGACUGACUAUCGCCCGCAGGAAUAUCGAAAAAUGGUCCAACCCCGAAUUUCCGGGGGGCUCCUGGGAUCAAUCAACGGAAGACAUGUGUGCGGCCGUGCAGGAGGUGUGUGGAGGAGGUUAUGGAAGAAGAGUGGCUGGUGUGGGAUUCACGGCGACAUGCUCUCUGGUAGCCGUUGAUCCUCAGGGACUGCCUGUGACUGUCAGCCCCACGAGAGAUCCUCAAAGGAAUGUGGUUCUCUGGCAAGACCAUCGUGCAGCGACCGAGACAGAGGAAAUAAAUUCCCUCCAUCACCACCCCGUCCUCCGCUGUGUGGGCGGGGCCCUCUCGCCUGAGAUGCAACCCCCAAAGCUCCUCUGGCUCAAACGACAUUCUCCAUGACGACUGCUGGGAGAAGGCGGGGCAUUUCUUUGACCUGGCGGACUACCUGUCGUUCAGAGCAACUGGAGUCCCCACAAGGCAGUGCAGUGUGUACGAAGAGAUUGAGCAAACACUCCACACGCUGUCCCUCCAUCUCUGCCACCCUUCCCUUCUCACCUCACAUCUGCACGUCGUUCCCGAUUUCCAUGGCAACCGUUGUCCUUUCGCUGACCCCACCAUACUAGGAAUGCUUGGCACGCGACAUAUAAUUGAAGAGAUGAACACAAAUCGUCACACGGUCCAAGUUAUUUUCAUCUGCGGCGGAUUAAGACACAACAAGACCUACGUGCAGGCCACCUCUGAUGCCACAGAAACAAUUUCGAUCGUGUGUACUCUUAAGUACGGCCAGUUUUGGUUUCUGGUGGGGCAUGUCUUUGAAAAGGGGUCCGCACCCAAUGUGCCGCGGCAGUUAGGAUGGGACUUGGUGUCAGUGGUUAUGAGCUCUGGGGACAGUAGGACUGUUGAACCGACCUCUGACCCAGCAGUAAGACUGUUUUAUGCCCAAAAGUACAGAGUUUUUCGUGAGAUGUACAAAGAUCAACAAAGUAUAAAACUUUGAUAGAGUAAUAGUGCGGACAUUUAUUUAUGGUUUCACAGGCGCGUAUUGUGUAUACUGGGAACGUCUAUUUGCGUCACAGUUGUAGUUGCCCGGAAGUGGAACUGGUAUUGUCGCCUAUUAUAGCGCUAACGACCUGCGUUGUGACGUAGUAGAGCAGCGCGCACGAGCGCGAGGUAUAAAAGUGGGGCGGCAACGCCUCGGCGAACACCGUUACUCCCCUGAGCUUGAAAGAUAGUCAAAGCUAAAGCUAGAGGUUCUAGCUGUAUACUAGAGCUUGCCCACGUCUUAGGCGUAUAAUCGUCCAUCGAAACAUAGUCACCCCUCUCCCCGAAGUAGUUGUGUGCGCCAGGUGAAGAUGAUCUCACACGAAGCCGCCGGAAGCUUCUACGACGACUUCCAUAAACCGCCGGGUUACCUGCCACUCAAGCCGGAGGAGGACCACAACCAGCGCCUGAUAACGCCGGACACUCGUCACCUCUCUACACCAGCCGUGGAUCUCCUUGUCGCAGCUACAACUAGCCCUAGCAACUUCUACCCGCCCAGGAGCGUCUCGCGAGGAGAACCAGCGAUCCCCACCGUCGAACAGCAAAUGUAUGCGCAACCGUUCAUCGAGGCCUUCAACCAGCGGAUUCGCCAGGACACGUCGUCGCCGGCAGGCUCGGACAUGCAGUGCCACAGUCCGCCCAACAUCACUCACCACUCCUUCGUCACCACGGCUCCGGCUCCCAAUCCGAGCCUUGCGUCCACCGCACCGACGUACGUGACGGCGACAAUGUCCGAUAUAAACAGCCUCAUUCCUCCCUCCGAAGCCAGCAUAUCAUUCUCAGUGUCCAGCACCCACGACCCGAGCUCGUUCUCCAGCCCUACAUGCCCAUCCCCACCUACAACCACUCCCACAGUGCAGCUCCUGAUGCCUACCCUGCUCUGCUACCAGGGUUUAAUGUCAUCGCACAGGCCGCACCGACUGGUCAGGGAGCUCUCCAAUCACAGGGUUUCCCCUCAGACCCACAGGCGUCCAUGUCGCAGGAGAUGCUCCGUCAAAUUGUCCCCGCAGACAUGA